AUGUCACUUGAUCCUGUUUCCACAACUAUCGCAGGCCUCAAUGCUUCUAUCAAAAUAUUCGAAGUGACAUACUUGCUCAAAGCUGUUGGCGAACAGACAAAUGACCUACUCAGAACAAUUCGGCAUGUCGAUCGUGGCAUUCAGGAAGUGCAAAGGCUUUGCGAUCUUAAGAGAGACAUGAUCGACAGCCAAGAGAAAGAUUGGAUUGAAACGACUAUAGCAGAUGUCAAGGAUGCUCUAUUGGAGAUCGCGCAAUUGCUUGAGCCCGCCCGUGUGAAUAAAGCAACCACAGGAUCCAUUAACAUCAUCACGAAAACACUUUGGGUCUUUCGGGAUAGCCCAAAGGUCAGAGACAAGCAUAGUCGAUUGAGUCUUUGUUAUCAGACACUUAUUAGUGUCCUGAACGGUCUGCAAGCAAAGUGUAGGGCCGAUGCUGCGCCCGUACCCAACAAUAGCUAUGGCGGACCACCACCUCCUUAUACUACCGAGCUGGAAAGGAUGUUCACCUGGAGGAAGGAGAAGGCGCAAAGAAGGUCCUCCUCAGACGUGAAGCCGCCCGCCCUGCGUCCCGAACUCGUCUCAUCAGUCUCCGAUCAUUCAAAUUCCAUUCCUAAGCACUUGAAGCCGGAGAUGCUUGAACGUCAACUUGCACCCUCUCCUACACGCAUGUCAAGACCGCACUCGGCCUUUUCGUACGAUGAAGCCCUGUCACACCAAGCAGCACCGUCCAUGUAUUAUUCCUCCCUCGAAAGCCCCCAGAAUCUUCAAUCCUCCACACCCCACUCCAGCACCCCUAGGAAUGCCCGCCCCUCAAGCAUCGGCUUCCUACCCGUACCAAACAGAAGAUCAUCCAUGUCACCCUCCUCAGAUACAACGUACCCCCAGUGUGGUUUCAUUGGCAGUGCUGUACAGCCCUUAGCUGACAGCGAGCUGCCUCUACACGCGUCAAAUGGCAACAUCAUGCAGGAGCCACUGAUGCCAGGCUUUCCCUCCAACGAUAAUGGUCGCGCAAUCAUAAGGACAAGAGGGAAGGAAUGGCUGGCAAACUAUGCUGCACUGGAAAUGUAG
Messenger RNA from Bacidia gigantensis, 1068 nucleotides. RefSeq lists its product as uncharacterized. Bases 1 to 1068 code for a protein of 355 amino acids. The transcript has a single exon. Lineage: Eukaryota; Fungi; Ascomycota; Lecanoromycetes; Lecanorales; Ramalinaceae. The record is from RefSeq and is a predicted model, not a curated record.